Molecule: messenger RNA, 1009 nt
Organism: Asparagus officinalis (garden asparagus)
Lineage: Eukaryota; Viridiplantae; Streptophyta; Magnoliopsida; Asparagales; Asparagaceae
Product: novel plant SNARE 11-like
Exons: 10
Coding region: 247-552 (101 amino acids)
Source: RefSeq, a predicted model, not a curated record
AGGAGGAGGAGGAUAGGGGCUUCGAGUCGAGUUUUGUUCAUGAGGUUUAGAGUGUGAGUAUUACACUUUUAUGACUAAUGAAAAUCCUCAUAAUGAUGGUUGUAGAUUUCGGGAGUGGUUUGACAACCCUGUGUAUAGUGUGGGAACUCAGUUAUUUCCACUUAUAAGAGAAGAACUCACUAAUUUGAGGAGAAGCUUGAAUUUAAAGGAUAAAUUGAUUGAAAAGUACUAUGAAACUGAGAUGUCAUGAGGAAUGGCUUUCAGAAGCUGGGGAAGGUCAAAGACCCUACCCAGCGGAGUAGGCAGCUGGAAGAACUCGCAGAAAAGAUGCGAAAAUGCAAGAGGUUGAUCAAAGAGUUUGAUAGAGCGGCGAAGGCAGAGGAGGGCAGAAGUAGUGCUGACACCAGCAGAAUGCUGAGUGAGAAAAAGCAGUCAAUGAUUAAAGAGUUGAGCUCAUAUGUUGCUCUGAAGGAGCGGUAUGCUGGUAUCUUUGACGCUAACCGAGUUGAUCUAUUUGAUGCUCCUGGCACAGAAGGCUAUGGCCGAAAGUAGUUGAAGACACAGUUAAUGUUGGAGCUGAAACUGCAGCUGCUCUCAAGGCACAGACUCAACAAAUGAGCAGAAUUGUCAAUGAACUCAACUCAAUCCAUUUCUAAAUCAAGAAAGCAACCUAAACUAGUGAAAGCAAUUGGCAGGCAGGUUGCAACUGACCGUUGUAUAAUGGCCAUGCUCGUCCUAAUUGUAAUGCGGAUUAUAGCGAUUGUCAUUGUGAAGAUCAUUAACCCUCUUAACAAGGACAUUCCUGAUGUACCCGGGCUUGCUCCUCCAGCUCAAGCCAGCAACCGAAAACUCCUGUGGGAUUCAAGCGAGACAUAAAAUCGCCGCAGGCUAUGUGCAUCUUAAUAACGAGUAAGGCCAUUUUUUCUGAUUGUUACUGAACCAUCCUAAACAUUAUUCUUGUUGUAUCGACCUUCAUUUUCGUGUAUAUAUAUAACACUAAAUUUCAUUA